Molecule: messenger RNA, 1548 nt
Organism: Abrus precatorius (Indian licorice)
Lineage: Eukaryota; Viridiplantae; Streptophyta; Magnoliopsida; Fabales; Fabaceae
Product: beta-glucosidase 47-like
Exons: 12
Coding region: 1-1548 (515 amino acids)
Biological process (GO): carbohydrate metabolic process
Molecular function (GO): beta-glucosidase activity
Source: RefSeq, a predicted model, not a curated record
AUGGAGCUUCCACUCCUACUGCAUCAUGCCCUCUUUGCACUAAGCUUUUGCUUCUCAAUUUUCUCGGGAUCGUGUGAUGAUUUUCUAUCCGUGAACGAGAAUUCAAGUCCAUCUCCAUUUCCAAGCAACUUUCUUUUUGGAACUGCAUCUUCUUCAUAUCAGUUUGAAGGAGCCUACUUGGCUGAUGGUAAAGGACCAAAUAACUGGGAUGUUUUCACUCAUAAGCCAGGUACGAUAGUGGAUGGAACAACUGGUGAUGUUGCUGUUGAUCAUUACCAUCGUUAUCAGGAAGACGUGAAUCUGAUGGAACACAUUGGAGUGAACAGCUAUCGCUUCUCAUUAUCUUGGGCGAGAAUUCUGGGCAAGGGUAGAUUUGGCAAUGUGAACAGAGCUGGCAUUGAUUACUAUAAUCGCCUAAUUGAUGCACUUCUCCUCAGAGGAAUAGAACCCUUUGUCACCAUAACCCACUAUGACAUUCCUCAGGAACUUGAGGACAUUUAUGGAGGCUGGCUAAGUCCUAAAAUCCAGGAGGAUUUCAGGUACUAUGCUGAUAUAUGCUUCAAGAACUUCGGAGACACAGUGAAAUACUGGGUGACAUUUAAUGAGCCAAACGUUGCUAUUGCUCGUGGUUAUAGAACAGGGAUGUGGCCACCAUCUCGUUGCUCUGCUCCGUUUGGCAAUUGCUACAGUGGUGGGGAUUCUGAGAGGGAACCUUUCAUUGCAGCCUCUAACCUUCUCUUAUCCCAUGCAGCAGCUGUUGACCUGUAUAGAACCAAAUAUCAAAAAAAUCAGGGAGGGAAAAUUGGAAUUGUGAUGAAUGCUUGGUGGUUUGAACCCGUCAGUAACUCCUCAGAAGACAAGUUAGCUGCUGAGAGAGCUCAGUCAUUUUAUAUGAAUUGGUUUUUGGACCCAAUUAUACUAGGAAAGUAUCCAGAAGAAAUGCAAGAAAUAUUAGGACAAGACCUCCCAACAUUUUCAAGACAUGAUCUACAUCAACUCAAGAGCGGGUUGGAUUUCAUUGGACUAAAUCACUAUACCAGUGCCUAUGUAAAAGAUUGCAUCUUCUCUGCAUGUGAACCAGGACGAGGGUCUUCAAAGACAGAAGGUUUUGCUCUAAUAUCAGCACAAAUGAAUGGCCUCAGCAUUGGGGAACCACAAGGAAUGGAGAAGAUGGUGACUUACGUAAAGCAAAGGUACAACAAUAUACCAAUGUUCAUCACCGAAAAUGGACUUGGGACGAGGGAGAAUUCCAACCCCACCACUAAAGAUAUAAUCAAAGAUGUCCAACGAGUGGAUUACUUAAGUGAUUACUUGGAUUCCUUGGCAACAGCAAUAAGGAAAGGAGCAGAUGUGAGAGGGUACUUUGUGUGGUCACUGCUUGACAACUUCGAGUGGACCGAUGGAUUAAGUGUAAGGUUUGGGCUUCAUCAUGUGGAUUAUGGUACUCUCAAUAGAACCCCAAGAUUAUCGGCAUUUUGGUACAAAAACUUCAUUGCUAAUCAUAAGGCUCGCUCAAGCACAAGGCCUAUGCAUACCCAAGAGAGGUGA